ACUUUGCCAGGGAGCCACCUCAAAGCAUAUCAGGUUACUUUGAGUGACAGCGUAACCAUGGCAAAUAAUUUGACUAAGGCUAUUGUCUUAUCCUCACCAUCCCCGGGUCAGAUAACCGACCAAUCAGAGUUCAUAUAAUCGCCUGUCUUGCCAGCUUAGAAUAAUAUUAUUAAAACGAGCCAGCGAGCCCGGUCUCCCGGAGUAGGUUAUGUUGAAACGGCAUAGAAAAGGUGGAGGAGGACGGUGGAAGGAGUAGCAACUUUCUCUCUUUCUCACCAACUUUAUGAGGAUUUGUCGCCUGGGGUUUUGCAUGGCUGAAUGGACUUGAGUUUGGUCCACAACACGCAGUUGGAUGUUACCUCACCUUGGGUUGUUUUAAGUUUUAAGCUUUUGGAGACCCUUUGCCGUUUAUGGACUUAACGCGUUUUGAUUUAAUGUGAGACUGAGUGGAGAAACGUGGAAGUGAGGCACAGUAUAAUCUGUACUGAUUUACGUUGUCGCCAUGUCCAUGCUUCCGACGUUUGGUUUUACGCAGGAACAAGUGGCAUGUGUUUGCGAAGUUCUCCAACAAGGAGGGAACAUCGAGCGGCUGGGACGCUUCCUCUGGUCCCUCCCGGCGUGCGAGCACCUCCACAAAAAUGAGAGUGUGCUCAAAGCGAAAGCCGUGGUCGCCUUCCACCGAGGGAACUUCCGAGAGCUCUACAAGAUCCUGGAGAGCCACCAGUUUUCGCCACACAACCACCCGAAGCUGCAGCAGCUGUGGCUCAAAGCGCACUACAUCGAGGCGGAGAAGCUGAGAGGCCGCCCGCUCGGCGCCGUGGGGAAGUACCGCGUCCGGAGAAAGUUCCCCCUGCCCCGCUCCAUCUGGGACGGAGAAGAGACGAGCUACUGCUUCAAGGAGAAGAGCAGGAGCGUUCUCCGGGAGUGGUACACCCACAAUCCUUAUCCAUCCCCGCGGGAGAAAAGAGAGCUGGCCGAGGCCACAGGACUCACCACCACGCAGGUCAGCAACUGGUUCAAAAACCGACGGCAGCGAGACCGAGCAGCGGAGGCAAAAGAAAGAGAAAACAACGAGAACAGCAAUAGUCACAACCCCCUGACUUCUUCCAUGAAUGGAAAUAAAUCUCUACUGGGGAGCUCGGACGACGACAAAACACCGUCGGGGACUCCGGAUCACACGUCUCCGAGCCCGGCUUUGCUCCUCGGCUCAAACACCGGUUUACAGUCCCUGCACGGCCUCGCCCCGCCGCCGGGGCCCAGCGCCAUCCCGGUACCAAGCGGUGCAGACUCGGUGCACCAUCACCACUCAUUGCACCAUGACACCAUACUGAACCCUAUGUCUUCUAAUCUGGUGGACCUUGGCUCUUAAAAAAAAGCCCGGAACAGAAGGGGGGGACAGGAGCACAGUUUGUUUUGUUUUGUUUUUUUCCUUUUUUUUUAAUUUACGUGGAGGCGCGAGACAAGCUUCAAGCAAGGUGCAAAGCAGACAGACUGGAACACUGCGAAAACAGCCACCGUAACAAAUCAUUUAGUCUCAUAUUCAACCUUAAAAUCUUUUAAAACAAGUGGCAAAAAACAGAAAAUCUGCCAGUGGGUACAACACCCUCCACUCAUUCCCAAAUUCAACCUCCGCAGAGCACUUAGCAGUGAGAAAUCCUCAGAUCGGCUCUAUUUAAAGCAGCUGCUCACCCUGUUGAUUUAUUUUCUCUUUAAUUCUCUUAAGAAGAAAAAAUAUAAUCCCAAAGAUUAUGUGACUUGUUAAGACGGGUCAUUUUUGCAGUGGUGGUGCAGACAAAAGGUGUUGAGGAAAGAAAGAAGGAAGGAAAGAGAGAAAGUAUUUUACCGGAAUGUAAUAACAACGUUAUAUUGUUGAAAACAAUAACAAUAAAAUGUCUUAAUUAUUGUAACUAUUACAGUUGUUAUUUAGGAGUUUAGAUAUAUCAACAGACUCCAUAGGCGCCGAGUUAAGGGUAUAUCCCUUUUUUUUGUUUACAUCGGGUUUUCCAAGAGAGCCAUAAGCAUUUUUUUUAAUUUUUUUUUUUUUUGAGGGGGGUUGGGGGGAUGAUGGAGUUGGCCUAUGAUAUUCUCAAGUGUCUUAUAAGAGCCGUGAUAAGAUGAAAUAUCUUAAUCUCUUGAUAUUAUUAUUAUUAUUAUUAUAAUUAUUAUUUGCAUUUUCAUUUGGAAAGAGACUGCAUGUAAACUUUGCGAUAAACGAUGAAACAUAAAACGAUCCACCUAUAGUUUCAUAUACCCUUUACAAUAAAAGAAAAAGAAAUACAUGGAUUAAAAA
Molecule: messenger RNA, 2290 nt
Organism: Scatophagus argus
Lineage: Eukaryota; Metazoa; Chordata; Actinopteri; Scatophagidae
Gene: six2a
Product: SIX homeobox 2a
Exons: 2
Coding region: 503-1369 (288 amino acids)
Biological process (GO): kidney development; regulation of transcription by RNA polymerase II
Cellular component (GO): nucleus; transcription regulator complex
Molecular function (GO): RNA polymerase II cis-regulatory region sequence-specific DNA binding; DNA-binding transcription factor activity, RNA polymerase II-specific
Source: RefSeq, a predicted model, not a curated record